UCCAGCUGUUUAGCCGAGCCGAGCUAAAGAUGGCCGCCGCGACCAUGGCGGGGCCCGACGCCCACAGGCUGGAGGAGAAGAAGCUGGAGUAUUUCUCCUCCAUCAACUCCAUGGCGAAAAAAAUCAUGCUGGAGCGGGAGAAGAUCAAGGCCAAGCACGGGCCGGGCUGGGAGAAGAUGACGCCGGGCGAGCAGGACAGCGCCAUCGACAGCUGGAUGAUGGACCCGCACAUCCGAGCCCGCUACGCCAUGCACAGGGUGGAGCGGGACGAGGUGGUGUGUUACCCCAAGCUGCUGCUCCAGACGGGCCAGAAAGUGGUGCACUUCGGAGACGAGGAUAUCACCUGGCAAGACGAACAUUCUGCCCCCUUCUCGUGGGAGACCAAGAGCCAGCUGGAGUUCAGUGUAGCGUCGGGCCCUGCAGACCAGGGCGUCUCCUCCUCCUCCACCUCCUCCUCCUCCGCCCAGGCUGACUCCAAGACCACGAAGGCGCUUCAGGCCAGCCAGUUUAGCAAGAACCCAGCAGGCACCAAGGCUUCCGGCGGGGACAGCCUGGGUCGUAGGGUAGAGGAGUCCUCCUCCUUCUGGAAGAUUAGCGCCGAGAGGUCCAGGCUGGAGGGAGAGAAGGCGGACUUCCAGUCCCUGACCCCCAGCCAGAUCAAGUCGCUAGAGAAAGGAGAGAAGACCCUCCCCUCCUACCUCCGACAGGAUAUAUCAAUCACCACCACUACCAAGGAGGCCGAGGCCACAGAGCCCAAUCCUCCAGCUCCUUGCAGGUCCACCAAGCUGCGAGCCCCAAAACCCCCUGCACCGCCACCCCCGAUCCCUGUUGCAGUGACGGCCACUCCGGCAGCCAUCUCCAUCACACCCAGCCCAGCCCCUGUGGUCUCGCCUGCAGUGGGGGGCUGGGAGCGAGCGCAGAGUACCCUACCGUCAGUUAGCAAUACGUUGGAUGAAAUGUUCUCUUCCAAUUUGAUGUCCAAAUCCUCCACCCUCCCCGCUAGCUUGGAGAAGGAGAAGGAUGAAGAGGACUCCUCCAGCCCCGCCUUCUCCCAAUUUAACACAAGCAGCAGCAUUCUGAAGACCGGAUUCGACUUCCUGGACAACUGGUAACCAAAAUGACGUCCCAUCUCCACCGCGGGUGACUCAGCCCCGUCAUCACUCUAAAUGGACCAUGAUGUCACAACUUCACAACGCCGUGUUUAGUUUGAAGAACUGCGAAUAGCUGUGUUGAACACUUCCGUUAUUUAUCAUCUGUGGCUUUUUAAGGGAGAUCCUGUACUACCACCUGUGUUUCCCCCCCGAAAAACCUCCCCCUAUUUAUUUGACCAGAGUUGAAUCUUUAAACCCAUAAACUUCUUUCUUAACAACCUGUCCUUAUAAAAUGCAAAAAAUAACCACAGCUUCAAAGUAAGAAUUUUAUCUUCAAAUACAGCAAUGCCUGGGUUUUCCCCAGAUGCUACUACUUGUUAGUGAGACUGACGUUGCACAAGUGCCGAUCUUAGAAAUAAACCCCCUCGGCUAGUAGGUACGUAGAAUUUCCACCCUUGUUCUUCACAGACGCCCUCGUCCGGUUUUCUCCAGUUUGAAGAGCUGGCGUAAUGAUGUUGUUUACUUUGUACUUGACUGUGUUCUGUAAAGCUUUGACAUUAGGGUUGUGUGAUGUCACGGAGCAUAGGGAGUAGUCCACUUACCGCCCGUCCUGGUCCAUCCAGAUUGGCUGAAGGGGGACGAGAGGUCUGUGGAGAUCGUUUGAGGAUUCAACUCUCGUCCUCGCCGCUCCCAACCCUUCGCUUACCUUUAUAUCGUAGACCUCGCGCUAGAGUAAAGCCGGUGUAGGUUUGUAAUGGAACUUUAGAGCUUGGAACAAAACGUGUCUUUCUUAAACAAGCAUGAAGUGCUUUGUACCACUUGCUAUGUAGAGCAAAUACCCACGUAAGAUUACUAUUUUACUGACUUUUGUAAGAAGUAUAUCCAUUGAUUGUAUCAUAUGCUAUAUACCGAACUCAUGCAUUUUGAGGUCACGGAUUAGAAGUGAGUAAAUAAAUAAA
This is a messenger RNA of Lampris incognitus (smalleye Pacific opah), 2050 nucleotides long. It is a transcript of the gene c15h1orf198, whose product is annotated as chromosome 15 C1orf198 homolog. Lineage: Eukaryota; Metazoa; Chordata; Actinopteri; Lampriformes; Lampridae. The record is from RefSeq and is a predicted model, not a curated record. Bases 30 to 1112 code for a protein of 360 amino acids. The transcript is spliced from 6 exons.